AUGUUGUUCGAAACGCUGGGUGUUAUUUACACUUACAUAUCAAGAAUCAAUUUUAAUUUAAGUCAAAUUCCGUAUUUGUUUGCGGCGUCCAAGUUCAUUUUAGAACUACCACCUGUGCAGAUACAAGAUGGCGCCACAUUCGACUUCAUAAUAGUGGGCGCGGGGUCGGCGGGCGGUGUGCUGGCGCGGCGCCUGUCCGAGCUGCCCGAGUGCCGUGUGCUGCUGCUGGAGGCCGGCGAGGAGCCGCCGCUGCUCAGUGUUGCGCCGGGGCUGCUGGCGUUCCUGCCGCACACGCGCUGGGACUGGAACUACUACACGUCGGACGACCACUACUCGAGCCAGAGCCAGCGCGGCGCCGCCAUCCCCUACACGCGCGGCAAGAUGCUCGGCGGCACCUCCAGCAUCAACUAUAUGCUCUAUGUGCGAGGUAACCCUGAAGACUACAACAGCUGGGCGAGGGAUGGCUUCGAGGGAUGGGAUUGGAAAUCAGUUUUCCCUUACUUUCUGAAGAGCGAGGAUAUGCAAUCUAAAGAACUGUUCAGAAACGCAACUUUCGCUCGGUAUCACAAUACGAAGGGGCCACUGAAAGUAACCCAAACAAGGUACCCGGAAUCACAGGAGGUAAAACGUGACAUAUUCCUUCAAGCAUUUUCGCAAAUUGGUAUUAAGCCGAUCGUUGACUACAAUGGGCCCGAACAGCUGGGUGUCUCGAGAACAUACUUCACACAAUCCAAGCAACCGCUCACGAUUCGCUCGAGCACAGCUCAAACUUAUAUUGCCCCAUCAAAGGACCGAAAGAACUUGGUCAUUCUCAAGAAUACAUUUGCCAAGAAAAUAUUGAUAGACUCAAAUAAUAUGGCUUAUGGUGUAGAGGCUGACGUCAGUGGCCAGAUAAUGAGGUUUUACGCUACAGAAGAAGUGAUAGCGUCUGCCGGGGCCUUCAACACCCCCAAAUUGCUCAUCGCCUCUGGAAUAGGCGCUGCAGAAGACUUAUACGAUCUGGGUAUUGAUGUGGUGUCUGAUCUACCAGUCGGAAAAGAAUUGCAGGACCACGUUUUCUUACCAUUAUUUUUUACUGGAGCAAAGGAUAUUAGUACAGCACUACCAGUACUGGACGCUCAGGCUCUAGGCUUCCCGUCUCUGAAUGGCUUUUUGUCACUCCAUCCUGGAAAAAAGCAACCAGACAUUCAGAUACUACCUCUCUAUUAUGACCUGGCGUCGCCUGAAUUCGCUUUUUCAUGCGUAUACGAUUUCAACUUCAAUGACAAUAUAUGCUCGUCCGCUGUUUUGGCCAAUCUGAAGGCGGAACUGUUCAGUACCCUGGUGAUUCUUCUACAUCCAAAAUCACGGGGUGAAGUUAAAAUACGCUCCCUAAACUCCGCACCGGAAAUAUACACGGGUUAUUUCUCAAACACCGAAGAUUUGGGUACCAUCACGGCGGGGAUACGGCGUCUUCUGAACCUGACCGAGACGGAGUAUUUGAAGAGUUUCAAUUCGGAAUUAGUGCGGUUGAAUCUUCCGGCGUGCGACGGGUUAACGUACUUGAGUGAUGAAUACUGGGAGUGCUACGCGCUGCAGACGGGCACGACGCUGUACCACGCGGCCGGCACGUGCGCCAUGGGCCGCGUGGUAGACGAGAGGCUUCGCGUGUACGGCGUGGGCGGCCUGCGCGUCGUGGACGCCAGUGUGUUCCCCUCCCUGCCCAGCGGCAACACCAACGCGCCCACCAUCAUGGUGGCGGAGCGCGCGGCCGACCUUGUCAAACAGGAAUACUACUACAACCGAAAUGCCGUACCAGUUCACUAGUAGUCAACUUAACAGGACCUGGAUUGUGAAGCAUCAUGGCUGCACGAAAUUGUGGAUGUGCAUACUCGUAAAGCAGGACUAAGGCAGGGGACAAUAAAAAUUAAUAGUAGA
Molecule: messenger RNA, 1917 nt
Organism: Plutella xylostella (diamondback moth)
Lineage: Eukaryota; Metazoa; Arthropoda; Insecta; Lepidoptera; Plutellidae
Source: RefSeq, a predicted model, not a curated record